ACGCACACACGCCGCAGCACUGUUGUGUCUGCAGUUCGAAUUAACCGUAAACUGAAACAUAGUGAGGAUAUGAAUCGGUUUCUAACGCCAUGCGUCCUCCUCGUGUAACCGGGUGAGCUCGCCGGUUAUUCGGUUAACCACGGCGAACAUUAGUCGGCGUUAAAGCGGGUAAACUGUGUUUAAAUGAAAGCGUUGUUUGGAGCCGCUGAACAAAGAGCCUGUCUUCCCUCUACCAUUGUUACCGAGCUGAGCGCCUGUUUUCUAACUUAUUCAGAGGGGGUUUCGGACCGUAAAAGUGAGGGGUGGCCCGUGCUCCAGUCAUGACCUCUGGGAAUGGGACCACUAAUGGCAGCCAGCACAAUGGGGAGAGCAAACCCGCCCAGGCGUUAGACAAGACCCAUGUCCUCACCCACCUGAUCGAAGGCUUCGUGAUCCAGGAGGGUGCUGAACCUUUCCCUGUGGAGCGUCCGUCUUUCUCCAUCGAGUGCUACAGGAGACACACAGACUCAAAGAUGGACGGCAUCUUCCCAAAGGAGCUGAAGGCCCAGCAGGAGCCCUUGCUGACCUGCGAGCUGUGCGGCAGAGUCGACUUCGCCCACGUCUUCAAAAGAUCCAAGAGGUUCUGUUCUAGGAAGUGCGCCAAACGCUACAAUGUGGGCUGCACGAAGAGGAUGGGUCUCUUUCCAAACCGUCAAAGUAUGCUGGAGAACAUGAAGAAACCGAGAAUGCUGAACGGAAACCACAAAAUAUGUAGUUUAGACAUGAAAAAGAAGACUGCUCUCUCUGUGCAGAAACCGUCUCCUCCUCCUCCUCCUCCUCCUGCUGCUGCUCUGUCCCCGGGUCACUUGGUCCAUCCUGCACAGGGGGAGUCCAGCCUGUGUUCGGACUUGACAGGCUACAAAAGACCCCCGUCCCCCCCGUCGCCCACCCAGCGGGUUCCUGCUGUGCGAGGCUCUGAUCUGCCCUCGCUGCCCCACAGCUUCCUGCCCAGCGACCCCGGCCAGUGGAACAUAGAGGACGUCUACGAGUUCAUCUCCUCUCUGCCAGGUUGUCUGGAGAUCGCAGAAGAGUUCCGUUCUCAGGAGAUCGACGGUCAGGCUCUGAUGCUGCUGAAGGAGGAUCAUCUGAUGGCAACCAUGAACAUCAAACUGGGACCUGCGCUCAAGAUCUUCGCCCAGAUCAGCAUGCUCAAAGACUAUUCGUAGCCCCUCCCCUUUCUCCCCUAACACACACACACAUGCACCCUUACUGGACAAACAGGAUUUGCUCAGGAUCCCAAACUACCUUAAAGUGCGUUUGCUGGAUGUUGUCACGGCCUGCUGAACACAGAGACUCAUCUCAGACUGUUUGAUCUCUUCACUGUGGAGCCUCAGAGGUACAGAGGAACCACCUGCUAGGUAGGCUGUGUUGUGAUCACAUUUGUUUUAAUAAUGUUUGACUGUACCUUUAAGUUCCUCCAGGAGAGGUGUGUGGUUAGCGUUUAAUUUGUUCUCAUUACUCACCCUGUUUAAUUAGAAGAGAGUUUUCUCUGAGCAUCCUGUGCAGAGAGAAAACUAUCCCUUAUCCCAAACUUGUACUACCUAUCCUGGUCCUGCACUGUUUUCUCUGCACGGAGCGUUCCAACACAUUCACCACAGGGUCAAAGUCCUCCUUGUCUAAAUGAUUUUUACACUCACGCAUGUUAGCUGCAGCUCUGAGCCAAUCAGUCAUCAGUAUCAAUCAAAGAAGAUUUGCAUUGAUUUGAUAAAUACUUAAAGAUCUGAGUUAAAAAAGGAUCAAAUGCCUAGCUCAAACUCUUUCCAAACUAUUUAUCGUGGAGGAUUUGGUCGAUACCUUUAAAGUCAGGGUUGGUAAUUUCCUCCAGAUCCACUUUUUUAAGAUUCUGGUUGAAAUUGUCUUUAGGUCCUGACAGAAAUUAAUAAGUCAUGUUCUCUGAAUAAGGAACAAAUAAAAUCCCUCAUCUGUAACAGUUGUAAGCCUGUAAAAACUUCAACCAAUGUCUGCCAUGAGGUACCAAUCUGAUGAACCAAUCAGACGCCUCCCUGUCUCCCUGCUCGCUCUCUACCCCUGAGCGUGCUCUAGCCCACAAUCAAAGUGUGUCCCCGAUGACUUUUGGAGUUUAUACUGUGAGUUUACUUACCUCUGAAUGAGACAUGAGACGACGUAGUUUCUACACAAUGCAAGAGAUGAGCUGAGGUCCACUUCUGGAACAAUGGCACUUGUGCAUGUCAGUGAGGGGCGUGGCUUUAGACGGAGCACUGAGGGAAUGCUACUUUCAAAAUCAUGCUAGUUUUCAAAAAUGACCAACCCUGCCUUUAAAGAUAUUUAGUGCUAAAAUCCGCCCUAUUGAUAAUUUUCAUGACGGUUUGGAUAUUUGAGCGUUGAUCGUCCUUUUUAAAAAAUGCAUUUCCUAAUGCAGAAAAGUUUCCAGGUCAAGGCUGAUUUAUACUUCUGUGUCUAAGUGUCUCUGCUAAGAGGUCGGACUUUAAAACAGACGCACAAAAUGCUGCGUCAUCCUACUUUAUCAAUUCAUGUUUAUUUCAUGUAUAGAAGAAACUUCAGCCCUUUUUGUAAUUUGAGUGAUUUUGCAACCGAGUCAUAUUGGUGUCCCAGUCUGUGUAUUCACAGUGCCUUAUAGUGCUUUCACACUUGCAGAAAACUCCAGGAGUUUUUUACUCGUGUUUAUUCUGCAGAAAGUCAGAGUGAGCUGAUGUGAGAACGCAGCAGGAUAUAAUCAGGAGAAUUCACCUCGAGCCAGUGGGAGUAGACGUACUGUGAAGUAUGGCACUUAGUUAUUCUGCAGGAGCAGAAAUCAUCCACAGUCUGUGUUCUGUUUCCACAGGAAGAGACGGUCAUGAGUGCCUUUGUGACACAGAAGUAUAAAUCAGGUUCAAACUUAAAGUCUGUGACUCAUUUCAGUUCUUCUUUUCCCAAAGUGCCGAGCUUCUGAAAUGUGUCCGAGCGGAGUCUCCUUUGAGCCACGGUUAAAAAAAAAAGAA
Labrus mixtus (cuckoo wrasse) is the source of this 2999-nucleotide messenger RNA. RefSeq names its product polyhomeotic homolog 2a (Drosophila) (gene phc2a). Gene Ontology annotation, cellular component: nucleus; PRC1 complex. The record is from RefSeq and is a predicted model, not a curated record. NCBI's taxonomy places the organism in Eukaryota, Metazoa, Chordata, Actinopteri, Labriformes, Labridae. Gene Ontology annotation, molecular function: protein binding; zinc ion binding. The transcript has 7 exons. The coding region runs from base 321 to 1205 and encodes 294 amino acids.